AUGUCAUGUUUCAAUACAACCCACAUCACCAACCCCUCCACCUUCAUCCUGAUGGGCAUCCCUGGCCUGGAGGCCACCCAUGUCUGGAUCUCCAUCCCCUUCUGCAUCAUGUACAUCAUAGCCAUCUUGGGAAACUUGACCAUCCUCUUCAUCGUGAAGACAGAGCCGAGGCUCCACCAGCCCAUGUACUAUUUCCUCUGCAUGCUGGCCGUCACCGACCUGGUCCUGUCCACAACCACCCUGCCCAAAACUCUGACCAUCUUCUGGUUCAGCUCCAGGAGCAUCAAUUUCGGUGCCUGCCUCACCCAGAUGUUCUUCCUUCACUGCUUUUCAGUGAUGGAGUCUGGGAUCCUCGUGGCCAUGGCUUUCGAUCGCUUCGUGGCUAUUUGUGAUCCUCUAAGACAUUCCACCAUCCUGAGUAAUCCCAUCUUGCUGAGGUUUGGCCUGGCUGUGGUGCUGCGUGGCACCAUGCUCAUACUGCCCUAUCCCCUCCUGGCAAGGCAGUGGCCAUAUUGCAGAACCAACAUCAUCCCGCACACUCACUGUGAGCACAUGGCCGUGGUGAAGCUGGCCUGCGCCGACAUCCGCAUCAGUAAUUACUACAGCCUGUCUGUGGCACUCUCUGUGAUGUGUCUGGAUCUGUUUCUUAUUGCUGUGUCCUACACCCAGAUCCUCAGGGCCAUAUUCAGACUCCCCACCAAUGAUGCCCGGCUGAAGACUUUUGGGACCUGCAGCUCCCACCUCAGCGUCAUCUUAGCCUUCCAUGUCCCACGUCUCUUCUCCUUCCUCACGCAUCGGUUUGGCAUCAAUGUGCCCCUGCAUUUCUACGUUCUCAUUGCCAAUGUCUACCUCCUGGUGCCCCCCAUGCUAAACCCCAUCAUCUACGGGGUGAGGACUACGCAGAUCCGGGACAGGCUGCUCAGGCUGUUUACUCAUAAAUGGACCAAAAGUUUUGUCCUGGUUCUCAAGCUCUUAGACUGA
This is a messenger RNA of Pelodiscus sinensis (Chinese soft-shelled turtle), 981 nucleotides long. Its product is annotated as olfactory receptor 52E4-like. Gene Ontology annotation, biological process: G protein-coupled receptor signaling pathway. NCBI's taxonomy places the organism in Eukaryota, Metazoa, Chordata, Testudines, Trionychidae. Gene Ontology annotation, molecular function: G protein-coupled receptor activity; olfactory receptor activity. The record is from RefSeq and is a predicted model, not a curated record. Gene Ontology annotation, cellular component: plasma membrane.